AGCAAGAACAGGGAACCGAAGAACAAGUAAGGAAUAUGGAAACCCUUCUACCGGCGUUCCCCAAGUUCGAUCCACACACGGACGCGUCGUCACUCGCACAGCGUUGGACUAAACGGCACGCCCGUUUCGAAAACUUCCUUUUGGCCGCCAACGUCACAGAUCCCACUAGAAAGCGUGCUAUGCUGCUUCAUUACGCCGGAGAGGAGGUGUACGACAUUUUUCAAACCCUCCCGGAUACGCAAUCGGACUACGACACAGCUGUCGCCCGUUUGAAAGCGCACUUCACCCCUAAGAAAAAUACCGUGUACGAGAAACACGUAUUUCGCCAAGCAAAGCAAGAUACUGGAGAAACGCUGGACCAAUUUCAAGUCCGACUGAGAAGGCUUGCAGCAACAUGCGAAUUCGCGAAUAUUGACAAAGAGUUGGUAUCCCAAAUAAUCGAGGGAACUGCGUCACACGGAUUACGCCGCGCCGCACUCCGUGAUACGGAUAUCACCCUAGACAAACUACUGGGAAUUGGCCGUAGCCUUAAGAUUGCAAAGCUACAGGCUUCCAACAUAGAAGGUCCUCCACAACAUCAGACAAUUCAAAAAGUGGCAAUGAACAAGCCCUGGCGAGGAGGCGCCACUCGCAAGGAGAAUCGCUUCAACCACAGAAGCUCACAAAAAUGCUUCGGAUGCGGGGGAAACUGGCCCCACAAGAAUGGAAAAGCCAGCUGCCCAGCGAGGGGAGCCACAUGUCAUGUGCCAAAAGAAGAACCACUUCGCCAACUGGUGCAAGAGCACUCCGAAGAACAAAGAAGCGCAACCAAGCUCCCGGUAGUUACAGUAAGCAUAAAUCAAACACCGCUGGAGUUCUUUCUGGAUACUGGGGCUGGCGUCAACGUGGUCGGAGAGCGGACCUGGAGAAAGCGCCUUGGGACACCCCUGAAGGCAACGACGACACGACUGGUACCUUACGGGGUUACGCAAGAAAUCCCUGUUAUGGGAGCAUUCACGGCUUCGUUCAGCUUCAAAGACAGCAACGUGGAGGCACCGGUAUACGUCGUGGGGGGACCACAGGCAUCACUGUCGAGCUACAGGACUGCCAUGGAGCUGAGACUCAUCAAUAUUGUACAGACGAUAGCCCAGGAGACAUCUGUAAGCAUACGAAAGGAAUUUCCAAAGUUGUUUGGAGGUCUCGGUCGACUCAAGAACUUCCAAGUGAGCUUGGAAAUCUCGAAAGAAGUGAGACCAGUUGCUCGUCAGCAUCGCCGCAUUCCCUUGAGUUGA
This is a messenger RNA of Ornithodoros turicata, 1271 nucleotides long. RefSeq lists its product as uncharacterized. NCBI's taxonomy places the organism in Eukaryota, Metazoa, Arthropoda, Arachnida, Ixodida, Argasidae. Bases 36 to 1271 code for a protein of 411 amino acids. The record is from RefSeq and is a predicted model, not a curated record. The transcript is spliced from 2 exons.